Messenger RNA from Triticum turgidum subsp. durum (durum wheat), 762 nucleotides. Lineage: Eukaryota; Viridiplantae; Streptophyta; Magnoliopsida; Poales; Poaceae. The record is from the annotation of a GenBank genome assembly.
AUGCCAGGGCAUGGUCGCAUCGCGGCCGCCUCGCCUGCCUUGUCUACCUGCGGGACGAGGAUGUGGACGCAGCCGGUGUGGAGCACAUCGAGGCCCACCUCUCCCCCCUCCUCCACGGAGACUCGGAAGCCAGUGGCGGCACCGUGGCUGCCGUCCCCGCCGGCUCCAUCCCGCACGCCGACCGGCGCCUCCACCAUCUCAUGUAUGCCAACGGCGACCAGGAGCGUGUGUUCCCAACUCCCUUGGUGCGUGCUCAUGUAUGUCGAGCCCGACACCAUGGGCUCCGUGCACACGGGGUCCUACGGCCAGAUCUUCCGCCUCGACAACUUUGUCUUCGGCCAGUCCGGCGCCGGCAACAACUGGGCCAAGGGCCCCUACACCGAGGGCGGGGAGCUCAUCGACUCCGUCCUCGACGUCGUCCGCAAGGAGGCCGAGAACUGCGCUGCCUCCAAGGUGUGCCACUCCCUCGGCGGGGGCACCGGUUCCAAGAUCAGGGAGGAGUACCCGGGCCGGAUGAUGCUCACCUUCUCCGUGUUCCCAUCUCCAAAGGUCUCUGACACGGUGGUCGAGCCCUACAACAUCACUCUCUCGGUUCACCAGCUGGUGGAGAACGCCGACGAGUGCAUGGUGCUGGACAACAAGGCGCUCUACGACAUUUGCUUCCGCACCCUCAAGCUAACCACACCUAGCUGUAAGCAAAUCUGUGACAUCAAGCUAUAUUACCUGCCUGUACUUUUUUACCUGCCUGUACUUUUUUACUAA